Molecule: messenger RNA, 3390 nt
Organism: Mustela lutreola (European mink)
Lineage: Eukaryota; Metazoa; Chordata; Mammalia; Carnivora; Mustelidae
Gene: DSPP
Product: dentin sialophosphoprotein
Exons: 4
Coding region: 1-3390 (1129 amino acids)
Biological process (GO): dentinogenesis; odontoblast differentiation
Cellular component (GO): nucleus; cytoplasm
Molecular function (GO): collagen binding
Source: RefSeq, a predicted model, not a curated record
AUGAAGAUAAUUAUAUAUUUUUGCAUUUGGGCAGCAGCAUGGGCUAUUCCAGUUCCUCAAAUCAAGCCACUGGAGAGACAUGCUGUUGACAAAUCUACAAAUUUAAAUCUUCUGGAAAAAGCAAAAGUGCCAAUACAGGAUGAGUUAAAUGCCAAUGAUACUACUGAAGAAAGUGGUGACCCCCAUGAAAAUCAAAGAGGAAGGCAACAAUAUACCAGAGAUAGUUACAAAGAAGAAAGAAAUGGUUCUGAGUGGGUAAAAAUAGGAGGGAAAAGUUCUUCUACAGAUUCCAUGUUAGUAAAUGAUGAGGGGAAUAGUGUGGACCAAAAUGGGGUCACAGGAAAACCAGAAACAUAUGGUUAUGAUGGGAUACAUGGAAAAGAAGGUAGCACCUCAGCAAAUGGCAUCAGGGGACAAGUAAGCAUCAUCGACAAUGCUGGAAUAGCAAAUGGAAGCGAUAUUAACAGAAAUGCUGAUAAAAAUUUAAACAAUGGAGGAGUUGUUGGAGAUGCAAGUCAGAGUGAGAAUGCCACUGUUGUCCAAGAAGAAGACCAUCAAAUAGGUAGAAGCAAUAACAGUACAGGCCAUGAAGAUGAAAUAAAUAGGAAUGCCUGUAGAAAUGAGGGUGAUACAAGUGAAAUAACACAUCAGAGAGAAAGUGAGGGUAAUGGGAAUCAGGAGGCAGAAGUAACACCAGAAAGAAGGGGAUCUGGCAAUGGAGAAGAUGCUGGCCUGGAUAAUUCUGAUGGGAGUCCUAGUGGAAAUGGAGCAGAGGAGGAUGAAGAAACAGGUUCUGGUGAUGAUGAAGGUGAAGAAACAGGGAAUGGAAAAGAGGGUACUGAUAACAGGAAGGGCCAAGAGGGUCAGCCUCAUGAAAAAGAUGACAACGAUAACAGCUUAGGUCAAAAUUCAAUUAGUAGUGAAGAUGAUGACCCAGAAGACAAAGAAGAUCCCCAUGACAUCGAUGGAGACAACACCUCCAAGAGUGAGGAGGAUUCUGAUGGUAUUUCUAAAGACAAAGUUAGCCCAAUAAUAGAGGACAUGCAAAAGCCCAAUUAUGAAGAAAACAAUGCUGUGGAAAAGAAAAUCACUGAUGAAUCAGAGCUAGGUGAUACUGGGAAGAGUCAAAAUAAGGGAAUAGAAAUGGAAGGUCCCAGUAGUGGCAACAGAAACAUUACCAAAGAAGCUGGGAAAGUCAGUGAAGAUAAAGAGAGUAAAAGACAACAAGGAAUGGUCAUGGGAAAAGGAAAUGUCAAGACACCAGGGGAGACUGACAACAUACAAGGGCUUGGUCAGAAAUCAGAACCUGGAAAUAAGGUUACACGCAGCAAAACAGGUAGUGAAAGUAAUAGUGGUGGAUAUGACAGUUACGAGUUUGAUGACAAAUCUAUGCAAGGAGAUGAUCCCAACAGUAGUGAUGACUCUAACAGCAAUGAUGAUGCUGAUUCUGAAGGUGACAAUGACAGCAAUAGCCAAGGAGACAUUGGUUAUAACUCUGAUGAAUCAACAGAUAAUGGCAAUGACAGUGACUCAAAUGGAGGAGGUGAUAAUGACAGUGAUAGCACAUCAGAUGCUAAUGAUAGUGACAGUAAUGGCAAUGGUAACAAUAGGAGUGAUGCCAACGGCAAAUCAGACAGCAGUAAAGAUAAAUCAGACAGUAGUGACAGUAGUGAUAGCAGCGACAGCAGUGACAGUAGCGACAGUAGUGACAGCAGCGACAGUAGCGACAGCAGCGACAGUAGUGAUAGCAGUGACAGCAGUGACAGUAGUAACAGCAGUGACAGUAGCGAUAGUAGCGACAGCAGCAACAGCAGUGACAGUAGUGACAGCAGUGAUAGUGACAGUAGUGACAGCAGUGACAGCAGUGAUAGCAGUGACAGUAGUGACAGCAGCGACAGCAGUGACAGCAGUGAUAGCAGUGACAGCAGUGACAGUAGCGACAGCAGUGACAGUAGCGACAGCAGUGACAGUAGCGACAGCAGCAAUAGCAGUGACAGCAGUGACAGUAGUGACAGCGGUGAUAGUGACAGUAGUGACAGCAGUGAUAGCAGUGACAGUAGUGACAGCAGCGACAGCAGUGACAGUAGUGAUAGCAGUGACAGCAGUGACAGUAGCGAUAGCAGUGACAGCAGUGAAAGUAGCGACAGCAGUGACAGUAGCGACAGCAGUGACAGUAGUGACAGCAGCAACAGCAGCGAUAGCAGUGACAGCAGCGACAGCAGUGACAGCAGCGACAGCAGUGACAGUAGUGAUAGCAGUGACAGCAGUGACAGCAGCGACAGAAGUGACAGUAGUGACAGCAGUGACAGCAGUGACAGCAGUGAUAGCAGUGACAGCAGUGAAAGUAACGAUAGCAGUGACAGCAGUGACAGCAGUGACAGUAGUGACAGCAGCAACAGCAGUGAUAGCAGUGACAGCAGUGAUAGCAGUGACAGCAGCGAUAGCAGCAAUAGCAGUGACAACAGUGACAGCAGUGACAGCAAGUCAGACAGUAGUGACAGUAGUAACAGCAGUGAUAGCAGCGAUAGCAGUGACAGCAGUGACAGCAAGUCAGACAGUAGUGACAGUAGUAACAGCAGUGAUAGUAGCGACAGCAGUGACAGCAAGUCAGAGAACAGUGAUAGCAGUGACAGCAGUGACAGCAAGUCAGACAGUAGUGAAAGCAAUGAUAGCAGUGACAGCAGUGAUAGCAGCGACAGUAAAUCAGACAGUAGUGACAGUAGUGAUAGCAGCAACAGUAGUGACAGUGACAGUAAAUCAGAUAGCAGUGAUAGCAGCAACAGCAAAUCAGAUAGUAGUGACAGCAGUGACAGUGACAGCAGUGAUAGCAGCGACAGUAAAUCAGAAAGCAGUGACAGCAGCAAUAGCAAAUCAGAUAGUGACAGCAGUGACAGUAGUGACAGUGACAGUAAAUCAGACAGCAGUGACAGCAGCAAUAGCAAAUCAGAGAGUAGUGACAGCAGUGACAGUGACAGCAGUGACAGCAGUGAAAGUGACAGCAGUGAUAGUGAUAGCAGUGAUAGCAGCGACAGCAGCGACAGUGACAGCAGUGACAGUGACAGCAGCAACAGCGACAGCAGCAAUGGUAACAGCAGCGACAGCAGUGACAGUGACAGCAGCGACAGCAGUGACAGUGACAGCAGUGACAGCAGUGACAUCAGCGACGGCAACAGCAGCGACAGCCACAGCAGCGAUAGCAGUGACAGUGACAGCAGUGACAGCAGUGACAGCAGCAACAGUGACAGCAAUGGCAGUAGUACCGGUACAUCUGACAGUCACAGCAAGACCAAGAGUCACAGCAAGACCAAGUCUGCCAAUGGCAACAAUGGAAGUGACAGUGAGAGUGACAGUGAAGGCAGUGACAGCAAUCACUCAACCAGUGAUGAUUAG